UCCCAAUCCUCCUCCAUCCUCAUCCCAUGCCACACUCAUGAGCUGGGGCAGCACAGAGGGCACACAGCCACACCUCGGGGUGGGGGGACACCACCUCCCAGGCGCGGGGACAGGAUUCCCGGACCCCCGGAGCCCGGGAAGGGCGGCGGAGCCGUUAUCAGCUCCGGGAUGGAUCCGGCCGCGGCCCCGGGGCGCUGGCGCUAACCGGGUUAGGCGGGAUGGAUGAUGGAUGGAGGGAUGCGGGGGGGAUGGACGGGGCCGUCGCGGCUCCCCGCGGCCCCCCCGGGCCGGGCAGGGAUAAAAAGCGGCGGCGGCGGGGCCGGAGCCGCAGCCCCUCGCCAUGAGCAGCCCGGCCGCGCUCCGAGAGGGCUACGAGCACUUCGACCCCCGCGCGUACCUGCGCAACAAUUACCUCCCCCCCCGCGCCGACUUCUCCUCCGAGGAGUUCGUGGUGCCCUGGAAGCUGCGAUGCCUGGCCGAGACCUUCGCCAGCGGUGAGAUCCGAGGGCGGAUGUUGAUCGAUGUGGGCUCGGGCCCCACCAUCUACCAACUGCUGAGCGCCUGCGACCACUUCGAGGAGAUCGUGGCCACCGAUUACCUGGCGGUGAACCGGGAGGAGCUGGGCCGGUGGGCGCGGGGCGAGCCCGGCGCCUUCGACUGGAGCCCCUUCAUCCAGCACGUCUGCAAGAUCGAGGGACGCGGGUAGGGGGGCCGGGGGGGCGCGGGGGGACCGCGGGAGCCCAGGAGGAGGGGGGUGCAGGGGUGGGGUGGUCCCUGCUGGAUUGUGUCCCCAAAAUCCACGGGAUCACAGAUCCAGGUCCUCGCAGAUCCCUGUAGAGCAACGUCCCUGAGUCCCGUGGGAUCACAGCCACGUUUUCCAACAGAUGCUGAGGGGAUCCCUACAGGACCACGUCACCAAAAUCCCAUGGCAUCACGGCCCAUAUCCUCACAGACACAGUUCCCAAAUCCCAUGGGCUCCCUGCAGGAUCCCAGCCUCAGAUAUCCAUGGAAUCCUGUCUCUGUGCCAGGGGAUGAAGGGUUGAUUCCCACAGGAGCCUGUCCCUGUGGGUGCCCAGUUGAUCCUGCUCCCAGCUCUCUGUGGCUCUUGGGUCAAUUCCUCCUGGAUCCCAUCCCCACAUCCCUGCAGCUGCUGGGCUGAUCCCCAGGAGAUCCUGUCCCUUUGUCCCUGUGUGUGCUGGGUUUGCCCUGGUGCAAUCCUGCUCCUGGGCCCCUGUGGGUUCUGGAAUGGGCAUCCCACCCCACAACCCUGCAGGAUCCUGUCCCCACAUCCCUGUGUGUGCUGGAUUGAUCCCAUCCCCUCAUCCCUGUGUGUGCUGGAUUGAUCCCAUCCCUGUAUC
Molecule: messenger RNA, 1358 nt
Organism: Pyrgilauda ruficollis (rufous-necked snowfinch)
Lineage: Eukaryota; Metazoa; Chordata; Aves; Passeriformes; Passeridae
Gene: PNMT
Product: phenylethanolamine N-methyltransferase
Exons: 2
Coding region: 341-706 (121 amino acids)
Cellular component (GO): cytosol
Molecular function (GO): phenylethanolamine N-methyltransferase activity
Source: RefSeq, a predicted model, not a curated record